CCUUCCAGCCGACGAGGAAUUUGACGCUUCCGCUCGUCAUGACAGCCCCGGCCGUCGGCAUCGACCUAGGGACCACCUAUUCAUGCGUCGGAGUAUUCCAGCACGGGAAAGUCGAGAUCAUAGCGAACGAUCAGGGGAAUCGCACCACCCCGAGCUACGUGGCUUUUACGGACACCGAACGGCUGAUCGGGGAUGCGGCGAAGAACCAGGUCGCCAUGAACCCGACUAACACCAUCUUCGAUGCGAAACGAUUAAUCGGGCGACGAUUCGACGAUGCUUCGGUUCAAGCCGAUAUGAAACACUGGCCCUUUAACGUUAUAAAUGACAACACGAAGCCAAAGAUACAAGUGAAUUACAAAGGUGAGAGCAAGUCGUUUUUCCCCGAAGAAAUAUCCUCGAUGGUUCUCACGAAGAUGAAGGAGACCGCCGAAGCCUACCUGGGCAAGACAAUUACAAAUGCGGUGAUCACGGUGCCCGCUUACUUCAACGAUUCUCAACGUCAAGCGACGAAGGAUUCCGGUGCCAUUUCUGGGCUGAAUGUCCUCAGGAUUAUUAAUGAACCGACCGCAGCGGCGAUAGCUUACGGGCUCGACAAGAAAGGACACGGGGAGAGAAAUGUCCUGAUUUUCGAUCUGGGGGGCGGGACGUUCGACGUGUCAAUUCUGACCAUCGAGGACGGGAUAUUCGAGGUCAAGUCCACCGCUGGUGAUACUCACCUGGGUGGCGAGGACUUCGACAGUCGAUUGGUGACACAUUUCGUCCAGGAGUUCAAGCGAAAGUACAAAAAGGACCUCUCGACGAACAAGCGAGCCACGCGCCGGCUGAGGACAGCAUGUGAAAGGGCCAAGAGGACCUUGUCGUCAUCGACGCAAGCCAACCUCGAGAUCGACUCGCUCUUCGACGGUGUGGACUUUUACACCUCCGUAACGCGAGCUCGAUUCGAGGAGCUGUGUCAGGACCUGUUCAAGAGCACCUUGGAACCGGUGGAGAAGUCACUGCGCGACGCGAAGAUGGACAAGGCCAACAUCGACGACAUCGUACUCGUUGGCGGUUCCACAAGGAUUCCGCGAGUGCAGAAACUCCUCCAGGACUUCUUCAACGGCAAGGAGCUGAACAAAUCGAUCAAUCCCGACGAGGCCGUCGCUUACGGAGCUGCUGUCCAGGCCGCCAUAUUACACGGUGACAAGUCCGACUCCGUCCAGGACCUCCUAUUGCUGGACGUCGCCCCGUUAUCCUUGGGCAUAGAAACGGCCGGGGGCGUGAUGACAGCCCUCAUUAAGCGGAACACGACGAUCCCGACUAAGCAAACCCAAACGUUCACCACGUACUCGGACAACCAGUCGAGCGUCCUUAUACAAGUUUACGAAGGGGAGCGAGCGAUGACCAAGGACAAUAACCUCCUCGGGAAGUUUGAGUUGUCGGGGAUUCCGCCGGCUCCCCGAGGCGUCCCUCAGAUCGAGGUAACGUUCGACAUCGACGCUAACGGUAUCCUGAACGUGUCCGCGGUCGAGAAGUCGACCAACAAGGAGAACAAGAUCACAAUCACAAACGACAAGGGUAGAUUAAGCAAGGAGGAUAUCGAGCGCAUGGUUAACGAAGCCGAGAGGUAUCGGAGCGAGGAUGACAAGCAGAAGGACAGGAUAUCGGCGAAGAACAACCUCGAGUCCUACUGCUUCAACAUGAAGAGCACCAUCGAGGACCAGAAGAUCGUAGAGAAAAUAUCCCAGCCCGAAAGAAAGCUGAUAUCCGACAAAUGCACCGAGGUCAUCAAGUGGAUGGACGCCAAUUUGACCGCCGAGAAGGAGGAAUUCGAGGCGAAACUCAAGGAGGUUGAAAAGGUUUGCGGACCCAUCGUCACCAAGCUCUACCAAGCUAGUGGCGCCCCACCUCCUGGAUUCCCCGGACCAGCAACCGGAGGUGGUAGGGAUCCCAACAAUCCCACCAUAGAGGAGGUCGACUAACCGAGGCAUUCGCUACGGUCCGUAACGCAGAGCACCGCGGUUACCGCAGUGCGGAACAACGUUCAACCCACCAACGUGCCUUUCAGCAAUUCAAUUACUUUUAUUUUCAGCAUGCCUGAUCAAUGUGUCGUUCAUUAUUUACGAAUUCUAUUAACGAUACCGCGAUUCGAAGUUCGUUUUUAAAACAUUUGUCGAACCGACUGCUGGUAAUGUUUCAACGGUCGGUAUUCUUACCCAUCGUCGAUAAUGUAGGACGCGGUGUCGUUUCCUGACAAUCAUCGUCCUUUUUUA
Molecule: messenger RNA, 2252 nt
Organism: Neodiprion fabricii
Lineage: Eukaryota; Metazoa; Arthropoda; Insecta; Hymenoptera; Diprionidae
Product: heat shock 70 kDa protein cognate 4-like
Exons: 7
Coding region: 39-1961 (640 amino acids)
Biological process (GO): vesicle-mediated transport; protein refolding; cellular response to unfolded protein
Cellular component (GO): cytosol; cytoplasm; nucleus
Molecular function (GO): ATP-dependent protein folding chaperone; misfolded protein binding; ATP binding
Source: RefSeq, a predicted model, not a curated record